AAUAAUGAGAAGGACAUCGUCGCAAAAAAAAAGUCAACCAAAGUGUGGAUUCCUGAUGCACAGGAGGUGUGGAAGUCAGCUGAACUAACAAAAGAUUUCAAGGAAGAUGACCACAUUCUUUACCUCAAACUGGAAGAUGGAACUAACAUGGAAUAUCACAUUAAUAAAAAAACAGAAGAAUUGCCAUAUCUGCGGAACCCUGACAUUUUAAUGGGUGAAAAUGACUUGACUGCACUCAGUUACCUCCAUGAACCUGCAGUACUUCACAAUAUGAAAGUGAGGUUUUUAGAGUUCAACAACAUUUAUACAUAUUGUGGUAUUGUUCUUGUUGCUGUCAAUCCAUACGAACAACUCCCUCUUUAUGGAGAUGAUGUAAUUUAUGCUUAUAGUGGACAGAAUGUGGGUGAUAUGGAUCCCCAUAUCUUUGCUGUUGCUGAGGAAGCAUACAAGCAGCUGGCUAGGGAAGAAAAGAACCAAUCCAUUAUAAUCAGUGGAGAAUCUGGAGCAGGAAAAACUCUGUCUGCUAAGUACAUAAUGCGCUAUUUUGCAACUGUUGGAGGAUCUGCAGGUGAAACCAAUGUAGAGGAGAAGUUUCUAGCAUCCAACCCCAUCAUGGAGGCAAUUGGAAAUGCAAAAACUACAAGAAAUGACAACAGUAGUCGAUUUGGAAAAUAUAUUGAGAUCAGUUUCGAUCGUAGGUAUCACAUUAUGGGGGCCAAUAUGAGAACAUACUUACUGGAGAAAUCACGGGUGGUUUUUCAGGUUGCUGAGGAAAGGAAUUAUCAUAUAUUCUAUCAACUCUGUGCCUCAGCUCAGUUGGGAGAAUUUCCUGAAUUGGAUCUUGGUAGUGCUAAGGAUUACUACUUUGUGAAUCAAGGAGGUGAUUUUUAUAUUUAUGAAAGAGAUGAUGUUGCAGAUCUUAAAAGAACUCGAAAUGCUUUCUCCACAUUGGGUAUCUGUGAAUCUCAUCAAAUGGAAAUCUUUCAAAUUUUAGCUGGUAUUCUUCACCUGGGAAAUAUAAAUUUUCAAUCAAAUGACCGUGAUGGUGAAAAUAGCUUUGUUAAUUUAAAUGAUAAGCAUCUUGAUCAAUUGUGCAAGUUAUUGGGACUUGAGAAAAAACAGUUGGCCCGUUGGCUUUGUCACCGCAAGCUAGUUACGUUAAGUGAAACCUACAUCAAAUCCAUGACUUUGGAACAGGCUGUCCAUUCCAGGGAUGCUCUUGCAAAACACAUUUAUGGGAAGCUGUUUGAUUGGAUGGUGAAUCAGGUCAAUAAAGCCUUAAGAUCAUCUUCAAAGCAACAUGCCUUCAUUGGUGUGUUGGAUAUUUAUGGGUUUGAAACAUUUGAAAAUAACAGUUUUGAACAAUUUUGCAUUAAUUAUGCAAAUGAAAAGCUACAGCAACAGUUUAACUUGCAUGUUUUCAAGCUAGAGCAGGAGGAGUACUUAGCUGAAGGUUUACCAUGGACACUUAUUGAUUACUACGACAAUCAGCCUUGUAUUGAUGUUAUUGAGGCGAAGCUAGGGGUCUUGGAUCUUCUAGAUGAGGAAUGUAAGAUACUUAAUGGAACAGAUGAGAAGUGGGCUCAGAAAUUGUAUAAUCGUCACCUGCAUACAAGUCGUCACUUUCAGAAACCUAGGAUGUCAAAUUCUGCUUUCAUUAUUCUUCAUUUUGCUGCUGAUGUGCUGUAUCAGUGUGAAGGAUUUUUAGAGAAAAAUAGAGACACAGUUUAUGAGGAGCCAAUUAACAUUUUGAAAGCAAGUAAGUCUGAGCUGAUUUCUGAGCUGUUCCAUGAUGAUGCUUCUACAAGAAGAGGUCAGAUCUCCAACGUAACUUUAAAAUCUUUAAGAAAGACCUUGCCAGUGACGAGUGAGCACAAAAAAACAGUGGGAUACCAGUUUCGAGCAUCACUCCAUCUCCUAAUGGAAACUUUGAAUUCAACAUCUCCUCACUAUGUCCGCUGCCUAAAGCCAAAUGAUACAAAGGAACCAUUCUCGUUUAACCCAAACAGAAUGGUACAACAAUUAAGAGCCUGCGGUGUUCUUGAAACAAUCCGUCUCAGUGCUGCUGGGUAUCCAUCUAGGUGGACCUAUGUUGAUUUCUUUAGCCGCUACAGAGUUUUGAUGACAGAAAAUAACAUUUGUGCAGAUGAGAAACAGACGUGUAAAAACAUGUUGGAAGACCUAAUCAAGGAUGAGAACAAAUAUCAAUUUGGAAAGACCAAGAUCUUCUUUUCUGCAGGGCAGGUGGCCUAUCUGGAAAAGCUCCGUACAAACAAACUUCGCGCUGCCUGUAUAAUGAUACAGAAGAUGAUGAGAGGUUGGAUGCAAAGAAAAAAAUAUCAGCAGAUAUGCCAAGCCAUUAUUGUCAUCCAGAAAUACACACGCAGAUUUCUAGCAAAACAACUAGUUGAUCAUUUAAGACUGACAAAGGCUGCCGUAGUUAUACAGAGACAGUAUCGAAUGUUGGCUGUGAGGAGGCUGUAUGUACUCAUCCGUACAGCGGUAAUUACUAUUCAAGCUUAUGCAAAAGGCAUGAUUACAAGACGAAUGUAUCAUAAGAUGGUCCAGGAGCAAAAGGCUACUGUCAUACAGAAGUAUGUGCGAGGAUGGCUGAGCUUUUUAAGAUAUCAAAGAAUCCGGCAUGCGGCUAUCCACUUGCAAUGUUGUUUCCGACGAAUGAUGGCAUAUCGCCAACUGAAGACGCUGAAGGUUGAAGCGCGCUCGGUUGAGCACUACAAAAAACUGAACAAAGGAAUGGAAAACAAGAUCUUGCAACUGCAAUAUAAAGUGAAUGAUCAGAGCAAGAACAACAAAAUGCUUUUGGAACAAAUGGCAGCACUUACUGCUUCUCAUAGAAAUGAGGUGGAGAAACUUAGGAAUGAAAUAGAGCACGUCCAGCAUAGAACAGAAGAAACUAAAAUCUUGAAUCUGCAACAACAAAUUGCACAACUCGAAGAGGAACUGGAGACUGCGCAUAAGGACAGAAGAGAUGCAGAAGUUCAAGCAUCUCAGGAGUUAACUGCAUUGAAACAACACUUCGCUAUUCUUGAAAAGGAGAAAAUUGAUUUAAGUGAUGAAAAAGAAGCUUUAAACCAAUAUCUUCAAGAACAGUCCAAGAUUAUUGAAGGUCAAAUUGCCCUGAAGGUGGCACUGAAGAGUCAACAGUUGCAUGCUGAAUUUGAGGAAGAGCGAUUUCAUUACCAAAACCUUGUGAAAAAAUUCUCCCACCUAGAACAAAGAUAUGAAAAUCUGAAAGAUGAGCUGACUUUCAUUAAGGAAAAUGAAAUGAGAGAUGCUGAUAUUGGAGAGACAUGUAGCAUUAUUAAGUAUUGA
This is a messenger RNA of Rhincodon typus (whale shark), 3333 nucleotides long. RefSeq names its product unconventional myosin-Vb-like. NCBI's taxonomy places the organism in Eukaryota, Metazoa, Chordata, Chondrichthyes, Orectolobiformes, Rhincodontidae. Gene Ontology annotation, biological process: actin filament organization; vesicle transport along actin filament. Gene Ontology annotation, cellular component: myosin complex; cytoplasm; vesicle. The transcript is spliced from 26 exons. The record is from RefSeq and is a predicted model, not a curated record. Gene Ontology annotation, molecular function: microfilament motor activity; ATP binding; actin filament binding. The annotation marks the transcript as partial.